AUCUAGCGUGUAUCAGGCAAGUGAAAGACUUCCUUUCAGUCCACUCGGGCAGCUAAAUUACCUUGUUUCGGGCAGUGAAAUUCACCCAGGUGUGGCAAAAUUCUUAUUUACCAGUUACGCCCAUUCAAAUGCUUAACAUGGGACUUAUCCUUAUGUGGUACUGUGCACUGAGGGGAAAUUAUAUCCAUAGAUAAAGUUUAUUCAGGUCAAACAGUAAGCAAAUCCUGCACCUCUAUUAACUGGAUCAGAGCAAUUACCAAUCUAGAAACGGAUCAAACUGCAAUGAAUAAACAGCCUCAUUUUUAACUCUCCUUAUAAAUAAUCAAUAUUCAAACUUAGUGAGUUUUAAACAGGAAUCGGUGCUGUUACAAUACUAAUUUGGGAGCUUUACCAACCAAUGCAACCCUACAGGAUUUAUGAGUGAAAGCAAUAAGUGAAGAGGAUUUCAUGAUCACGAAUAUUGUAUGCAUGUCAGCAUUAUGGAUACAAUGUUGGUGUUUAGUUUACUGUUUAUAUACUACAGCCUCAGCCCAAAAGACCUCAGAGAUUAUGACUGUCAUGUGGAAAAUUCUUCAGAAGUACUGUCUGAAAGCACAAGAAGCAUGAGCAUCUUACUGCAAGAGUCUGAAAAGGCAGUGGCAAAAGGGGAGCUAAGCAGAAACCAUACCGUCGCCACUUUGCAAUGCUCUGGUCUGCACAGCUCCAUACAAGUAAAUCUCCUUUACUCAGAGAAGAUGUACAGUGUUUUCACAAACAAGACAAACGUUAAAUACACCCUCCAAAGCCUGAAAGUCAUCACUGAUCCAGAUGAGAGUGUUUCUACUGCCCACAGGUGUCUCUUAUUAAGAGAUCAUAAACAAAGUUUUCAGACUGAAUUUAACCUUACAGGCAAAGUGUUUCUGGUGGGGCUAUCAAAUUGCAUUAUUAAUGCAAAGCUGUCUGAGCCUGAAAUUUUUGCAGAGCAACUGCACGCCACAGAGGUACACCGACAGAACAGCAGCUCAGGCAUAGGUGAAGACAUGCUGCUCAGACUAACACGAAGACAAAGCAUCUAUGUCAAAGCAGUAAUCAUAUGUGUCCUGCUACCCUGUUCACUAGCCUUCAUUGUGUUUGUUAUAUUUGAAGUUCCCUUCCCAGGUUCUGAGUUUAAGAAACCCCAAGGACAGUGAUACAAAGGUAAAUUCUGUGAGAUCAUGCCUUUAAAAGAUUUGCUAAUCUUUGUGAUGCACUGGGGUAACCACUUCUCUAGUGGGAGGUCUUAUGACCUAAAAUGCCAUAAUUCAAACUCUGUCAAAACAAGCAAUUCCUCACACUUAAUAUGAAUACCUACAAUGACAUGUUUUGCCUGUUGCUACUACAGUAUACAAUCCCAGUGCACACCUGCAACCUUGGGAUUUUAUAUCAGAUGGAAUCAUAGCUACCCUGUCUUUCAAGGCUUUAUUUUGGAUCGUGAGAAACUUAGGUUUGACUCUUGGUCCCAAUCACUUGCUUUCCGAGCCAGCACACACACACAAACAGUUGGGGGGGGGGGCAUUUAGAUCAAAAUGGGGAGGAAAGAGUCUUGCAGCCUUCUAAAGUGACACUGAUCAAAAGCAACCCUCUUGACUUCAGUAGUCGUCAAGCAUUUUCUAAAGGCAGAAGAGAGGAGAACAGAAAAGACUCAAGAAAACGCAGGUUACCAUGGACUCUUUGUAGGCCCUAUAUUUCAUUAUUCAAAGACCUCCCAAGAGGACAUAUACCAUGCUGGAGGUGUUUGGGGUAGAACACACUGGAAGCUGAGAUGGUCAAUGUGAAUUUUAUUUUAUUUUAUUUUUUAAAGCCACAUUGUUUCUUCAGCUCACACUCUGAAGUGCAUACUUCAGUCAAAAUUCAGGUUAGUCUCCCUAGAAAUGAAUAACCAUCAUUUUACUAGCUUCAAAUUCUUGGUAUUUUGGGCUGGGAGCAUCUUCCUAC
This is a messenger RNA of Mauremys reevesii (Reeves's turtle), 1953 nucleotides long. RefSeq names its product chromosome 20 C17orf78 homolog (gene C20H17orf78). Lineage: Eukaryota; Metazoa; Chordata; Testudines; Geoemydidae. The transcript has 6 exons. The record is from RefSeq and is a predicted model, not a curated record. Bases 465 to 1169 code for a protein of 234 amino acids.